AUGCGAUCUUCCGCUCAUCCGGAGAGGCUUCUCGGUGGAGCCAUCCAAGCGGAUGCGGCGGAACGUCGCAGGAGGACGCCGGUGGAUGAAGCGGCGGCCGCUGCUGAGGCCGAGAGGGUGGUUGAAAGGGCUGAGAUGGAAGAGGCGAUGAGAAUCGCCGCGGAAGCCGAACGUCGGGAGGAGGCUGAAAGAGCGAGACAGAGGGAUGGAGAAGAGUCCGACUCCGGUGACGAAACCAAUUCCGAUUGUGAUGAUGGGACGCCGCCGGGCCAUCCAGAUGUGGAUCAUGAGGACAAUGAGGGAGAGACGUCAGGCCAAGCGAGGCUUGAGAGUAUUCCGGAUGUAAUUAAGAUGCCGAGUCGUACACCGUCGUCGGGCCUGAUCGAUGAUGGGAGGUCGUGGAUGACAGACGAGAUUCUUCAAGACCUCGUGGUGGAGGCCGGGUUUCCUAAUUCUGUGGAAUUUUGCAUUCCGGAUCAUCAUGAAAGACCCUAUACUUCCCCGGCGGGGUGGAUGUGCGUCUACGAGUGUAUGUUUACUGAAUUUGGGAUGAGCUUCCCUCUGUCUCCUCUGUUUUUGCAAUUCGCAGCCAAUCGUGGCGUUCCCACGAGUCAAUUGACUCACGGUGUGGUUCGCCACAUUGUUUUUACCGAGGCUCUAGCUAAAGCUGCCGGAGUUGCGUUCGAUCGACUCUUGUUCGAGCAUGUUACUGAUCUCCGGACUUCAUCGCGGGAAGGAAACUUCAAGCGGUUCCAUACCACGAUGAAGUACGAUAUUGUUUUCGGAGAUUACCGAAACAAGAUCCAUUGGUGGAAGAAGGCCAUCCAGGCGAGCGAGACCAAGCGGCGAACUCAAGGAGAAGUUCAAGUUACUGAAGGAGCUCAGCCAUUGAUUGUGGCCUGA
Molecule: messenger RNA, 903 nt
Organism: Microthlaspi erraticum
Lineage: Eukaryota; Viridiplantae; Streptophyta; Magnoliopsida; Brassicales; Brassicaceae
Source: the annotation of a GenBank genome assembly